UGUAAAUUUUUGUUUUCCUUAGAAAAAAGAUGAAACUCUUCUCUUUCUUACAUUUUCUUUAUCAAUGAAAACACAAACAUUACUACUUGGUGAAUAUGGUUCAUCAUCAUCUUUUUAUAUAUAUAUGAUACCUACGACAUUAACAUCAUCAUCAUCUACUCUGGAUUAUUUUUCUAUAGAAGAUCUUUAUCGACUCUUCUUUCAUCAUUCUCCAAAAGAUAUCAAUUCAUUAUUUUUUACUCUUUAUCAACAACAUCCACAUAAAUUUUAUCGUGAUCAAAAAAAUAGAUGCUACAUAUCUAAACAACAUGUAUUGAUGAUUGCCCGCUCUUUACAUUUGUUUGCUCUAGCUGAACUUUGUACUUUGACUCAUGAUGAAUUAAUCAACCGUGUAGCCGAUCCAUUAUUUGCCAUCACAAACGCCUUACUUCUUCGCCCCGUCACUCCAAAACGCAUGGAUAUUGAUUUGGAAUGGUUUCCGUUGUUGCCUAGCAACGCCUCCUCGUCAUCUACCUCCUUCUUCUCCUCUUUUUUAUCCGCCGCCUCACGUUACCUAUCGCCCGCCACAACCAAUACCAUUCAUCAUCACCCUUCCCAUAAACAAAAUGAUCAUAGCUGGUCUCGUCAUUUUUUACCUUUACCUAAUAUUGGUAUGGGUCGUACAUUACAAGCUCAAAAACAACAACAAGCUAUUAUUGAAUGUAGACAACGAUUAUUGGUUUAUCAUCAGGGGCUUUCUUCUCAAUCAUCAUCAUCAGUGAAGUCAACACCACGAUCCCCCACUCAAGUUGUCAAUAGCGAGAAUAAUAAUAACGUGGCAUCUACUAUUGCAUUACCUGUAGAUCAUCAUCGUCAGGAAAAUGCUUUACAGAAUAAACAUCCAAGAAAAAGGAAAUCAUCACCUAUCUCAUCACCUAUCUCAUUAUCUUCUCCAUCAGUUCCAUCAAAUGCUAGUGUUUCAAAAAUUGACGACCAGCAUCCAUCAUCAUCAUCACAUCAACGACCAUCAUCCAUUUACACACGUUACCCUCAUCAUGAUUAUAACAAUCAGGAAUCACAACAUCGAAACAAGAAAUCAAAAUCAUCAUAUAGUAACUUGGAUUUAUUGGCCACUCAAGCAACUAAAAUGAAAGGAUUACCGCUUUCCCCCGAAAUUUCACCACCACCACCUCCCAUUUUAUCAUUACCACCUAUUAGUACUACAACAUCUUCUUUUCAUUCUUCUCCUUUUAUUCAAUCCAUAUCGUUACCAUCCAUUAGAAACGUUUUAUCAGAUAUAUAAUACCUAACAAUAUAUCUAUUUUGUCUUCCUCUAUAUAUUAUAUAUAUAUAUAAAAUAAAUAAAUAAACAUCAAACUUGAAUUGGCC
This is a messenger RNA of Halteromyces radiatus, 1368 nucleotides long. RefSeq lists its product as uncharacterized. Lineage: Eukaryota; Fungi; Mucoromycota; Mucoromycetes; Mucorales; Cunninghamellaceae. The transcript has a single exon. The coding region runs from base 65 to 1282 and encodes 405 amino acids. The record is from RefSeq and is a predicted model, not a curated record.